CCCCUAAAGAGGCUCGAUGGGCCGUCAGUUGAUUUAAAACUUGUUGCGAAUUCCUUGUCUUGCAGACUUUAUCCCGUGAAAGUUCGGAGCCUUUCCAAACCAGACGAAGAGGGGGGCCGAUGAUUCAGGCAACUCAGUCUCAAAUCUCGAACUGGGUAACCAUUCUUCAUAUUCAUCUCCUAAAUCAAUUAUUUUUUGUCUCAACCAAAUCAAAUGCUACGUUUCAUUUGCUCAAAAUUGCCCCAAAAACUGAGGCACAGACCUUCGAAACCUAGCCACGCAAACUUUUUCUCGACCUCCUCCCUCAAACCCACCUCAGAACUUCCUAAUCCCAAGAAUUCAUGUGGGCUUUCUUUCGAAUCGGCCAUUUUGUUUUCCAAGAAGCUCAACAUUGAGAACGUAAAGAAUACCAACUCCGUUCUAGACCUGUUGAGAAAUCACGGUUUGACGCAGACCCACAUCAGGAACUUAAUUAGAAUUCGUCCACCAUUGCUUUCGGCUGAUUUAGAGAAAACCCUUAUGCCCAACAUGAAAGUGUUUGAAUCCUUGGGGUUUUCUGGUUCUGGUCUCGCCAGAAUGCUUAGCAAAUACCCAGCUGUGCUAGAAAGUGAUGCACACGCUGCUGUUGAGUUUUUUAGAGCACAUGGCUUUAGUGAUGAGCAAAUAAAAACAUUGACUAUGACGUGUCCCGAACUUUAUGUGUAUAAUGCUCAAAAGAUUCUUCAGCCAAAGUUGGAGUUUUUCAAAUCGUUAGGUUUUUCAGAUCUUGAAAUUACAAAGCUUUUAUCCACAGAGCCGUAUAUUCUAAAAAGGAGCCUCGAAAAACAAAUCAUUCCGUGUAUUCAAGAGCUUAGGCGGUUUCUCGGAACUGACAAGAAUGUCUUAAAGGCUAUAAGGAGAUGUUACGGAGUACUUAGAACAGACGGGGUGCAUAUAUUACAGCCCAACAUCAAUAAGUUGAUAAGCCAUGGUGUUCCCCAGUCAUUAGUUUUGAAACUCUUCUUUUUAAGACCUUUGUCACUGCAUAUCUGUGGCAAUCGGUUUAGUGAGAUUGUUAAUGAAGUUAUGAAAUUGGGUUUUGAUCCCAAUUGUCUGAAAUUUGUUCUAGCCAUCCUGUCCAUGUCACUAAAUAGUAAAACACUGUGGGAGCAGAAGGUGGAAGCUUUUAGAAGUUUUGGUUUGUCAGACGAUGAGAUUUGUUCAGCAUUCAAGCGGCAACCAUUGUGUAUGGCUAUUUCGGAGAAGAAGAUCAAGAAAAUGAUGGGUUUCUUUGUGAACAAACUGAAGAUGAAGCCUUCUAUGAUCUCCAAGAGUCCGAUUCUUCUACUGCAUAGCUUGGAGAAGCGGAUUAUUCCCAGGUGUUCAGUUCUGCAAGUUUUGAUGUUUAAGGGGUUAAUCAAGGAGGAUAUUGGCAUCCCUUAUAUGGUCACAAUGGCCGAGAGGGAAUUCAUGGUGAAAUUUGUGAGCAAGUAUCAAAAUGAGGUUCCUGAUGUUGUUAGAGCGCACCAAGGGAAGAUUGAAUUUCAAGGGCUCCCCAUAGCCAUGGAGAUGUGAGUACUUUUGACAGAAUCAAAUGAGACAUUGGCUAAAGAUCAUGAGUUCAGUUUUAGUUCAACAUGUUUGCAGUUGGGUAAAUUACUUUUUUGAGGUGUCUCAGAAACUUUAUAUGGUAAUUGUCCUUGAUUUUGAUUCCUUUUUUAGUUGCCCCUCAAUUAUCAUUUUACUGUUUGGAUUUGCUCUUA
This is a messenger RNA of Juglans microcarpa x Juglans regia, 1742 nucleotides long. RefSeq lists its product as uncharacterized. Gene Ontology annotation, cellular component: chloroplast. The transcript is spliced from 2 exons. Lineage: Eukaryota; Viridiplantae; Streptophyta; Magnoliopsida; Fagales; Juglandaceae. The record is from RefSeq and is a predicted model, not a curated record. Bases 214 to 1554 code for a protein of 446 amino acids. Gene Ontology annotation, biological process: chloroplast organization; regulation of DNA-templated transcription. Gene Ontology annotation, molecular function: double-stranded DNA binding.